Molecule: messenger RNA, 2478 nt
Organism: Schistosoma rodhaini
Lineage: Eukaryota; Metazoa; Platyhelminthes; Trematoda; Strigeidida; Schistosomatidae
Source: the annotation of a GenBank genome assembly
AUGCGUGUCGUUGAGAGCACUUUUGAGUUCGAGAAGACCUUGAGAAAAUGCUCUGAAUCGGAAAAAAUCUUGGUAGUUGACUUCUAUGCUGACUGGUGUAGACCUUGUUGUCGUAUCGCCCCGCAAUUUGAGGCUCUCUCAAUUGAGUUUCAACAGAGAAAUUUUGUCUUUGUAAAAGUGAAUACGGAACGUUGCUUAGAACUUUCCCGGAAAGAAGGGAUUUCAGCUCUGCCAACUUUCAAACUGUAUCAUGAUGAAAAGUGCAUUGAAACAAUCGUUGGUAGCAAUGUUGGUCGGUUACGACACAUUUUGAAUGAGUUCUCUCUGCAUAACUCUAUAAUACAGCUGAAACUCAAUAAAAAUCAUUUCGAAAGAUUGCGUGCAUAUGGGUGUUUGCACAAGAUUUGCGACAAAAUUCUAAGUCAUCCUCAAGAAGAUAAGUUUCGCCACAUUAGUUUGGAUAGCUCUGAUUUUAUGGAAACACUCCUAGUUGUUCCUGGAUGUAUGGACUUCCUAUUUUCUGCAGGCUUUCAGGAGGCUGACAAUGCUUUUGUCUUACCAGCUACUUUCGAUGUCGGUCGUCUGAAGGAGCUAUUUAUUCAGUUAAGGUCUUGUUUGCCGGUUAGUUCUGUGAAAGUAAAUCAAGACAGUCUCGAACUGAGAAGCUCUGACUUAAGUUUUGUCAAUCGAUUGCUUGAGUAUCGUUCUUUUGUUGUAAACUAUAUGGAUUUCGAAUUACAGACUCGGGCGCGUGAACUGAUUCCCACUGAACAUCUUCUUUUAUCCGCCUCUCAAAAUAAUAGUUGUUCUGUAGAUAAUGUGGAACCCAGAGAUUUUCUUCGAGAGUUAUUAAUUUGGUUUAAGAGUGAAUUCUUUAAAUGGGCUGAUGACUUUGCAUGUAAAACAUGUGGUAGCAAAAUGGUCGCAUGUUCAAACGAUCAGCCUCGACUGGAUGAAAUGAAUGAUGGUGGUGCAAACGUAGUAGAGAUUUAUCAGUGUAAAACAAAUAGAACCCAUCCAUCAUAUCGUUUUCCUCGUUAUAACAAUCCUAGAAAAUUACUUGAAACUCGUCUAGGACGAUGUGGUGAAUGGGCAAAUUGUUUUACAUUGUUUCUUGUUUCUGCUGAACGUCACACUAAUCAACCUUGGUUUGAUGCAUGUCGACUUGUUAUGGAUUGGACAGAUCAUGUUUGGUGUGAAGUGUGGUUAAAGGAUAAACAUAGUGAUAAAAAACUUUGGGUUCACUGUGAUCCAUGUGAAGUACAAUUGGACAAACCUUUAUUGUAUGAAUCUGGAUGGAAUAAAAAAAUUAAUUAUAUUAUGGCUUACACUGUACCACCUCGAUCAUUAUAUCAGAAAUUGGAUAACACUACUAAAUCAGUAGCUGUGGAUAUCCAAGAUGUGACAUGGCGUUAUACACAGAAGUUUUCAGAAGUUCAAUCCCGUCGAAAUAUGAUUAGGGAAUCCGUAUUGGCGUAUAGAUUAGCGGACAUUCACACUGAUGCUGUCAAAAACUGGUCACUUAACAACAAUCCGGCCGAUAUUGACCAAAAACCAUACUGUUGGGAUUCAAUUAUUGAUGAAUUGGUGAGUUUCCUUCAUCCUUCAAAGUGUAAUGAUCAACUUCCGGGUCGUCAAACUGGAUCGUUGGAAUGGCGUCAAGCUCGUGGUGAACUGGGUCAGACUUCUCUGUCUGUUGAACCACUUCUUAAAGGAUCAAAGUGUAUUAUUACCCCGUCUAAUGCGGAACUUCAAAGUGGGAUAUUUCACUUACGUUAUAAUUCAGCUUUAAAUAUUUACCAACGUCCUUAUUAUUCUAAUAGUAAUAGUAUUAAUGCAAAAACGGAUACUGAUGUAUUAGAUUAUCAAUGUUCUACAAAUUCACCAAAAGCGAUUAAUAAAGAGUCAACCAAAUUGAUUGAAAAUGCUCGGAAAACCGGUUUAUAUGGAUGGCAGUCUAUGGUCUAUCAGUGGAGAAAUAUUUUUCGAAAGGUGGAACUUGAUUGGCACAUGGUUUAUUUAGCGCGUGAAGAGGACAGUAAACCUUCAGAAGAUGGAAUAAUUAUCUGGAUGCUUGAUUUAAGAAAUACUAAUUAUCGUGUCGGUAAAGUUUCUAUAUUUACCAAUAUGGUAUGUCAUUCAACUGAAUGUCAUGCUCGUUUGGUACUUUGUUCCGGUGAAUAUCCGGCAAAUAAUAGUUGUAGUGGCCCAGAUGAAAAUAAAAACCCACCAUCUGUGCCUAACUCAUGUUUAUGUCUUCAACCAGGUUCUGCUUCAUUAUUCAAUUCAGAAGCUAUUAGUGGAGCUGAUUUUUUGACUUUAAAAGCUCGUCUAUGGAAUGAUGAUGAAUCUACUGGGAAGCCAUCUUCCGUGGCUUGGCAGCAAGCCCAACUAUUUCGGCAAAAGGAUAGUGAUUUUGAUACUUGGUCAUUGGAAUGGAAAGUUGAAUUGGUGAAAAUUAAUGAAACAGUUAAUUAA